UCCGAGGAUGGCUAACUUGAGGUAUGAGGAGGGGGGAGGGAGGAAUGGAUUACGGGGCAAGCGGUAUUGAAAAAUUUAUUCGCGCGGAUUAUACCAAUCAUCCAUUCAUCUACCAACGGGGGGUGGUUAUUCGGGGAUUGUUGCACUCUUCUUUUCUUGCUGUUUUACUGUAACUAAAACCUGCGGUCUCGCUAUAUACCCCCCAACGACGCAACGCCGCACAACCUACGCAUGAGUACGAUUUUUGCUUUCUGCUAUCCUACUCGAUACUAUCCACGUAUAUAUACGAUCUACUGAAAACUUGGAGAAGUUAUGAAGUUUUUGUUUGAAUACGUACGUACAUAUCAUAUCAUCGUAUCUAGGGUGUGGGAUUUUUUGCUCUUUUUCCUUCUUUUCUUGAUCAUUUGGUUAUAUGUAAUGUGGGAUAUGCGUGCAUCUAUGGGUUUAGCAAUAGCAUGGUGCUCGGGGAAGAAUGUAUAUGCGGUCAUGGUGGUUUUGGAAUCCUUCGGGGCUGCGAUUUUGUAUGUAUGUACGUUAACGCCGAUUCGAAGCAUGUCUACCUCUCAUCGUGGUUGAAUUGAUAUGUACAUCACCUCUAGUUAGGCCGAGUUAUUUUCUCUGUGUCUAGGAUCUUGUAUCUAAGGUAAUGUACGAGGCUAAUUAAUAGAAACGUGGGGGUUUUUGAAACCCCGUAUAGCCCGUAUUUUACUACUAGUUUACUUAUUUUAGUCUCCUAACAAAUGUGUUAAGUGUGUUAGGGUGACGAUGAUCUGGAGUAGUAGCACUUGAACUUGUAGCUUUAGCCGCAGAACAUGCCCCACCAACCCACUUCAAGUACAUGCCUCGGUACCUAGGUACCUUUUAGACUUAUAGAGAGGUACAUAUUCCGGUGGGGGGUUUUCUUAGCUCCGUAAUCCUUCUUAUGUGAAGUCAUACAGGACAGGAG
Molecule: messenger RNA, 946 nt
Organism: Hypoxylon trugodes
Lineage: Eukaryota; Fungi; Ascomycota; Sordariomycetes; Xylariales; Hypoxylaceae
Exons: 1
Coding region: 313-576 (87 amino acids)
Source: RefSeq, a predicted model, not a curated record